Pseudo-nitzschia multistriata is the source of this 2697-nucleotide messenger RNA. The record is from the annotation of a GenBank genome assembly. NCBI's taxonomy places the organism in Eukaryota, Bacillariophyta, Bacillariophyceae, Bacillariales, Bacillariaceae.
CUGGAUGGUAGUACCUGUAUUUCGAUUCUGCUCAUUACAAUACAAACCUCUCGAGUGUCAAACUCAUUCUACCUCGACGACCCCAGACAUAAGAGGAACUUCGACACCAUGGGCCCCAAAGAAAUGUACUUGAUUGUGUACAAUCUAAGCUGUUGUGCCGGAUGGUCGCUCAUCCUGUUAGCUGCCAUUCGAUCCCUAGCCAACGGUGUACCGCAGGACGGGUUAAAGGAAUCAUUAGCUAAUGUGUAUCAAAAUACCGACAUGCCUUUUCAGGUCGUAUCGUCUGCAGAACCUGUGGGAGACCUUCUUUUCUAUACACAGUCGGCCGCGCUGCUUGAAAUCUUUCAUGCAGCAGUAGGAUUGGUGAGGUCUCCGGUCGUGGUUACGGCCAUGCAAGUCAUGUCAAGAAUCGUUGCCUUGGUAGCUGUCACGUAUUCACCUGAAGCUCAAAGUAAGUGAAAGGACCUACAUUGUAAAUAGCAUUGCAUCCAUAAGUCCUUGCUUUACAAGAAAAAACACAAGUGUAUCUUACCUAAUUUGUUCCUACUUCUUCUUGUGGACCUAAAACGUAUUCUGGUUACAAAGGUCAAUGGGGUGCUGGUGUCAUGAUUAUUUCCUGGUCGUUAGUUGAAAUCUUUCGCUACCUUUUCUACGCAUUCGGCUUGGUUACGGGAGAUUCAAACAAAAAGACCCCUUAUCCCCUCUUUUGGCUGCGAUACUCGCUGUUUGCCGUUUUGUACCCAACGGGGAUUACAGGCGAACUGACUUGCUUCUUUAGCGCUGCAUAUGACCCCGCAUUUCAGUCUACUUUCUCUGCAGAUAUCGCUAUUUGGAUUUACGCUCGCAUUCUCCCAUUGGUAUACGUGUUCGGAUCGCCUUUCAUGAUUAUGAAUAUGGUAGGCAAUCGUAAAUCAGCCUUCAAAAAGCGAUUUGCCAGACCUCCUCCACCGCCUCGUGGUAUUGUUUUCCCCGUCGAAGAAGGCAAGAAAUCGAGAUCCUCUACACCUGUCAACAAAGAAAUUUUGGCAUCUGCGGUUGGCGCCGUUAAUCCGAGCAAGGCUGAAAAAAUCCGCUCUGCUAAGGGAUACCGUUUCACAUAUGUUAAACAUUUGACCGGACUCGUAGAGGAACAGUGCAAAUCUCCAGAAGCAUGUCUGAAGAUCGCUCAAGCUGGACUUGACAAGGCCUACGAUAUUUUCGAGUUUGUUGCCCCCGACGGGUCUGCCGUAAGCGUCAGAGAAGCAAUGAGCAUGAAGAAUACUGAGAAAUUCUGCACUGGAUUUAUUAAGGGUGAGGGUGCAAAAGACACCACAAUGAUGGAAGUUCCUUACAAAGGAACAAUUCUUAAAGGACAGUCGUUGAAAGAUCAAGUAAAGAAAUGGGUUGAUUAUGGUACCAUUGAACCCAGUGCCGGGGAGGCAAUUAUUGGCUGUGUCGAUAACCCGAAUUGGUGUGACCUUUCGGAUAAGUACUUUGUCUUGCUAGGUGCUGGAUCGGCGAUGGGGCCUCUUUUAGUCUUACUGGCUUUGGGCGCCAAUGUAAUUGCCGUGGAUCUUGACAGGCCAAAUAUCUGGAAACGAUUGAUCGGACUUGCCAAGAAAUCUCCAGGUACCAUAACAUUCCCUCUAAAGCAAGAGCAGUCGUCUUUGGAUAGUGAUGACGCAUUGUAUGCAGCUGCAGGAUGUAAUCUCUUCACGCAUACUCCUAUGAUUCGAGACUGGCUUAUGGAUCUCUAUCCAGGAAAGAGUUUCACAGUUGGAAGUUAUGCUUACCUCAAUGGCGCUUUGCACGUGCAAGUGUCACUUGCUAUGGAUGCAAUUACCAGAGAUCUUAGCGAGAAACGUCCGGGAACCAGCCUUGCUUACCUUUGUACGCCGACUGACUUGCAUCUUGUACCAAAGGAAGCUUGGGAUGCUAGUGUUUCGAACUUCAAGGAAUACGGAAGUCGUCUUCUAUGUAAGUUGAACGGGAUAUAUUUUUCCUCUUCAAUCGCACUGAACAAGGUCAGGCCUCUCAUCUUGUUUUGCUUCUCAUGUGUAAACAGGUAUGUUCGUAAGGUUGCUUAGUUCGGGUAGAUUGUUAAAGAAGAACGCCAAAGCUCCAGUUGCUGGAGAAGGAGGAGACUUUUACAUGAUCAACGGAGUUAGCGUCGCACAGGGGCCGAACUAUAUUCUUGCCAAGCGCAUGCAGCACUGGCGUGCCGUUGUUGCAAGAAGCAAAGGCUGUAUUGUGUCUUCAAACAUUGCACCAGCUACUUCUACCGUAUCUGUUACACAGAACAGAACAUUUGCAUGGGCCUAUGAAGGCAUGCCCUAUUUUGAGCCCUAUGAAAUUUUCGCGCCCGAAACUUCGAACGCUGUCAUGUCGGCAAUUUUGUUCUCCGAUCUCAACAGCCCGAAGAGCGUUGGAAAUCCUAAAACUUCGUUGAACAAUCCCAACCAGUUGUUCUCCCAAGGAUCUUUCCACGGAGGUAACUGGCGUUGCGCGUACGAGGUGGAUAGCAUUGGUGAAACGAGCGUUCUUAUUUACUUCGCCCGCAUUGGUGCUCCGUACAUCGCUGGAUCCGCUGUAGUCUUAGCGGCUGUCGCAUACAAAGUUCUAGGAUAUUGAUUUUUCCAUGAUAGCGAAGCUUAAUGCACCCAAAACAACAUUAUACAUUGCUUAAUGUUGAAGUUAAAUUAAACAAUUAUCUUAACG